Penicillium soppii is the source of this 1545-nucleotide messenger RNA. RefSeq names its product glutathione synthase. Gene Ontology annotation, biological process: glutathione biosynthetic process. The record is from RefSeq and is a predicted model, not a curated record. The coding region runs from base 1 to 1545 and encodes 514 amino acids. Gene Ontology annotation, cellular component: cytosol. Gene Ontology annotation, molecular function: glutathione binding; ATP binding; glutathione synthase activity. NCBI's taxonomy places the organism in Eukaryota, Fungi, Ascomycota, Eurotiomycetes, Eurotiales, Aspergillaceae. The transcript has 2 exons.
AUGACACAAUCAAUCUAUUCGAACUAUCCCCCCGAUUUGUCUCCAGAUCAACAGAAGUUCCUGGUCACAGCCGUAAAAGACUGGGCGAUUCAAAAUGGUCUUGCUGUGCGCCCAUCUCCGGCAGUCGUUUCUUCUGAAGCAAAUCCAAAUGGCGUAUUGGCGACAAAUGCGCCAGUGACUCUGUUUCCUAGUCCGUUUCCCAGGGCUUGUUUCGAUGAAGCAAUUGCUCUCCAAGAAAUCUACAACAAACUCUAUGCCUCAAUCACUUGCAACGAAGAAUGGCUCGGGGUAAUUGUCAAAGGGCUCAUCGAAGUUGAUGAUUUUGUUGCAAACUUAUGGAAAGUGCAUCAAGCUGUGCAGAAAGAGGGAUACGUCCAAAAUUUGUCACUGGGCCUCUUCCGGUCCGAUUAUAUGGCCCAUGUGUCGCCUACGGGUGCCCCUGCUUUGAAGCAGGUUGAGUUCAACACAAUUUCGUCGUCAUUUGGGGGCCUUUCGGCUCGUGUCCGACAGAUGCAUACUGAGCUUCUUACUUCGCCACCAGGCUCAUCAAUCAACUAUCCACCCCAUCCUUUACUGCAAUCUGAGGUUCCUCCCGAGAACAAUGCAGUAGAAACCCUGUCUUCUGGUCUGGCACAGGCUCAUAAAGCCUACGGAGUGUCCAAGUCCACCCCGGCUCUUCCUCUGUGUGUCCUUUUCGUCGUCCAAGAUACGGAACGGAAUGUGUUCGAUCAACACGCCCUUUCAAAACAGCUUUCGACAGUCCACAACAUCGCAGUUUUCCGCAUCUCCAGUGUGGACAUUCUGGACCAAACCUCCAUUCCCAGCUCGAACUCCUUGCGGCCUUUGCUCUACCGACCUCCUCACUCGCCCAACUCAACUUUCGAGGUCACGACCGUUUAUCUCAGAGCUUACUACUCACCAGACGAAUACAAGUCCAGCCGUGAUUGGGAGGCUCGAACCCACCUGGAGCGCUCUGCGGCAAUCAAAUGUCCAACCGUGCUCAACCAACUGUCUGGCUGCAAGAAGGUCCAGCAGGUUCUAGCUGAACCAACAGGAGAGGAUCAUCUCUCGUCGUUUUUGAAGGAUGUCGAACCCACCCUUGUUGAGAGAGUGCGGAGCACCUUCGCCCCACAAUAUGACCUGUCAGUAAACAGCAAAGGUCGGGAACUGGCUCUUAACCCAGAAACAGCAUUGAACCAUGUUCUCAAGCCGCAGCGUGAGGGUGGCGGCAACAACAUCUACAAGUCCGAGAUUCCAGGGUUCUUGAAGUCUCUGCCAGAAACUGACUGGAAGGGUUGGGUCCUUAUGGAGCUCAUUAACCCUGCACCAGAUGCUCAAAAUGUUGCUCUACGAAGCGACGGAGAAGUCCUCCGAGGAGACGUUAUCUCAGAGCUUGGUGUCUAUGGUACUAUCUUGUGGGAUGAUACUGGAAAGAUCUUACAUAACCAGGAGGGCGGAUACCUCUUGAGGACCAAGGGCAAGGAUGUGAAUGAAGGCGGUGUUGCCGCUGGAUUCUCCAGCUUGGAUAGCGUUCUCUUGUUCUAG